AUUCUCAACGCCAUCUACCUGUUCGCAUUCAUUUACGUGUAACUGAUAAUUUUCUAACGCGCGAAUUAUUUAAAAAGGAAAUUUCGAAAUGAAAACAAUGAUCUUCAAAUUUGGUUAUUGUGAGUUACAUCGAGUAGACUGUAUUAGGCUUUAUCGACCAACUUCAUUUUACUUUUUUACGGCGUUAUGACUUUACUUGACUUUAUCGCUUAUAAAAGUUAAAAAACUAUAGAAUUUAGAUUACGUCUUAUUGAUAUUUAACAAUAUGAGUGGAAAAAAAGAUGACCCGAAGAAACAAGAUGAAGAAGAAUUAUUUGAUUUUAUAUAUAAGUAUUUAUUACUUUCCAGGAAAGUAAAAACUGAAGCAUGGGCGAAGUUAUUAGGAAGUGAAGAUCUUAAAGAUAUAAUUCUCAAGUUCUUUAAUAUACCAUCCAACAUGAUUUUAACUAUACAACUUACAUCAGCUGGCGCUCUUCUGCCAUUUCUUGGAAUUGAAUCACCUAGUCGAGUUAAAUCUUCAUAUUUUAUUAAACGAGAACCUAUUAAAAUUACAAAAACUAAUUAUAGAGAAAUGCUUAUUCUUGGUGAUAUGUCACCGAAACCUAUAGAAGAAGCAGCUGUGUUAAUAGAAGAGGUUUACUUACCAAUUUUAACAAAUCCAAUCAAUCAUAAUGGAUGGCCUUUCAUCGCUAAGGAAGAUGUAAAGAAGCAUGUUUAUGAUCUUCGAAGUUUACUUUAUCAGUUGAAAGGAAAAAUGUCUGGUGAAACUAUAUUACCUAUGCCAAUUGACAUAGAAAAAAUUUUUGAAGAAGAAUGGAAAUUGCAACAAAGUGAUGAUGUACAGUUUGAUAUUAAAUUAAGAAGUAAUAUUGAAAGUAUAAUUAUUAAAUGGACUUCACAAAUAAAUGAAAUUCUUGAUGAAGAAAGAAUACUUCUAAGUUCAGAUUAUCUAUUACCUAGUGAUGAAUUGGAUUUUUGGCUUAAAAGAAUUAAAAAUUUAGAAUCUAUCUAUCAACAGAUAAAAGAUCCUCGAGUAAAAAAGAUGGGUUCUGUACUUGAAUUGACUGAAAGUCCAUAUUCUGGACACUUUAAAACUAUUUGGAAAAAUGUUAUUGCUGCUAUAAUUGAGUCACGUGAUAUAUGGAUGCAUUUAAAACCACUUGAAUAUUAUUUAAAUAAAAUACAGAGUACAGAGUUCAAAGAUAUUGAUUCACUAUUAAAGCCAUUAAUGCAUUGUAUUUGUUUAAUAUGGUCAAAUUCCAAAUAUUAUUGUACUACUACACGUAUUAUUCGAUUAUUAUCAAUGGUUUCAAAUUUAUUGAUAGCUGAGGCUGACAGAUAUAUGGAUCAAAGUUCUUUAUUUGAGGGUGAUGCUGAAGAUAAUUUAAAACGGUUGGAACAAACAAAGCAUAUUAUAAAUCAUCAUCAAGAUAUAUUUCAAAUUUUUCGUGAUAAAGUGGAUUCUUAUUUUAAACCUCCUAAUGAGCCAAUUUUAUGGAAUUUUCAUGAUAAAUUAAUAUUUGGAAGAUUGCGUAAAUUUAACCAACGUCUAAAGGAAUUGCAGGUUUUCUUUGAGAUAGUGCAAGAAUAUCUUAAGUUAGAAAGAAUAGAAAUAGCUGGAUUAAAAGGAAGCAUGUUAUAUGCUAUGAUAUUUGAAAUUCAUGAUAAUUUUGUUAAAAUGUAUCGUCAAUUUGCUGAUGUUCAGUAUAACAUCUUCACACCAGAAGAUGUAGGUUUUAAUAACGAUUGGUCUAGAUUUCAAGCAAAUGUAGAAAUAAUGGACAGAAAAUUAGUUAACAUAUUCAACCAAGCAUUCAUGGAAUGUCAUGGUAUAGAAUCUAUGUUUAGAUUCAUAUGGAUAAUGGGAACUAUUGCUAAUCGACCGAUUUUAAUAGAACAAUUAUGGCAUAAUUAUAAUAGAUUGAUAGAAAUAAUAAAUGAUGAAUAUGAUGAAGUUAAGGUCAUAAUAGACAAUUACUUUGGUAUAAAUGCAGAAUCAGAAAACAAUAUUCCAAAUAAGAAAUUACAUCCUGUUUCUGAAGCCUUGUAUUUUUUAAAUAAUAUGAAAAAACAAAUAGAUUAUCCUAUUGAGUCUGCAACAUUAGUAGACCAUCCAUUAAUAGUAUCCAGGAUAAAUCUUGAUAUAAGGGAUAAAUAUGAUGAACUUCAGAAUCUUAUAGAUACUUUAGAGCAUGACAUCUUUACAGAAUGGGUAGAAAAAAUUCCAGAAAAAAGUGAAGAAUAUUUAUUACAAUGUUUAUUAAAAGUCAGUGAUGAAAAUUUAUUAGAAUUAAAUUUUGAUCCUAAUUUGGCUGUAAUGUUGCAAGAAAUUCGAGAUAUAAUCAUACUGAAAAAAUCAGAUUUACCUGACGAAGUUAUUGAUUUACAUAAUAGAAGUAUAUUUUUUUUUGAAACCAUUUGUAAUUUAAAUUUGAUUAUAAAUUGGUAUAACUGGUUGCAAAAAAACACUUCACCUGUUGAAUAUCAGUUGGUAAAGGAUGAUGUAGAAGAAAUAGAAAAAUUGAUAGAAUUUGGUCAAAUAAAUUAUAAUUGGAACUCUAUAGAAAUACCAGAAUACAUAGAACAGUUAUUAAAUCUUACACGAAAAUUAUAUAUUCGAAUAUUUAAAGUUCAAGAAAAUAUAAAUGGUCUGUUAAAAAUAAUUUAUUCUUGGGCAUUGGUACCAAUUCUGGAACGAAAAGAUUUAAAGGAAGAAAAUCUACUUGCAAUUGGAGAACGUGAAGAAAAGUUUGCAAUGAGAUACCAAGAAAUAGAACUUGUUGCAAAAGAAUUAAAUCGUGUUUUGGAAGCAAAUUAUAAACUUUUAUUUGAUUUAAUGCCUCAGUCUAUAUAUGAAGAAGAGGAAGUAGAUCCAGACUUGGAUGAGCAACUAAAAGAUACUGAAGAGAUUUCACCAACUGAAGAAAGGAGAAUUGUUACAGAUGAAACUACAGAUUUAAUAGAAGAUGAAAUCAUUGAAGAUGUAGAAGUUGAACAAUCUGAGAUAGUUGAAUUAGAUAUUGAACUGACAGAAGAAGAAGCUGCAUUACAAGCAGAACUUGAAGCUCAGCGUCAGAUAAAAUGGAAACCAUAUCUUGCAUAUGUGGAUAAUUUAAUAUAUGAGGGUUUGGUUCAAACUGUUUCUACAAGUUUGUGUUAUAUUCUUGAUGAAACUGAUCCUGAAUGCAAUGCUUCACCACUUUUUGAAAUUCAACUAUCUCUGGAAAAUUGCAAUUUGGUAUUUCAACCUUCUAUUAAUAUCGAUGAUCCAAAUGGUUUUUACGCUUUUUAUGAAGAUCUCUUGCUAGAUAUUAUGAAAAUGGCUACUUUAAUUAAACGUGUAGAUCCUGAUAUUGCCGAAGAGCGUGAGCAUUAUGGGAUAGACAUGACAGAAGAAGAAAAUAUUACUUUUAUGCUAGAAGAGACAUCUAAUAGAAUCAAACUAGGUUUAUAUAAGGCAGAAGAAUAUGUCGAAACAUUUAAACCUCUCUCUUGGCUCUGGCUAGAUGAUAAAAAGGAAUAUUUAGAUUUAUUUUUACGCUUUGGACGAAAACUCACAAAAGAAGAAAGAGAUAUGAUCAUUCGAUUAGGUGAUAAUUUACCUGAUACUUUAAAAGAAAGGACACCUAAUUUAGCAGACUACAAAAGAGAAAUAGAUUUUUUCGUGGAUCUUUAUAAUGAAUGCGAUCAAAUUGAAGAUGAUCAUACUUUAUCAUGUUGGCUUAAAAUAGAUUUGAAACCGUUUAAGCAAAAUCUCCUUAAUGUCAUUUGUAAAUGGGCAAAUGUAUUAAAAAAUCAUCUUAUGGAUGGAAUUACAGCAGAUCUGAAAAAUUUAUCAGUAUUUUUAAAUGAAGCUAAUAACAAAUUUUCUCAACCUGUUAAAGAAGAUGAUUAUGAAGAUUUAUUAAAAACUAUAUAUUAUCUUAAGGAAGUCAGAGAUCGGCAAUAUGAAAUUGAUGAUAUGUUUGAACCUAUUAAGGAGACAAUAGAACUACUUAAAGAGUAUCAAGUUAAAUUCGAUGAGAAAACAUUUGAUUGGCUACUUGAGUUACCAGAAUUAUGGACAACAGUGAAGAAACAAGCUGCACAAAUAAAACAAGUUGUUGCACCAUUAAUGUCUCAUCAAAUAAAUUUAUUAAAUAAACGUUUAAAUUAUUAUGAUUUUAAACAACAAAAGUUUCUCUCAGAUUUUCAUCUCAAUGAAAUAUUUAAUUUCGCCUGUACAAAUGUCUAUAAGAAAAUGGAUGAUAUAAAUGUGGAAAUUAUGAAAUUUGAAAACGAAUUGAAUGAUCUUAAAGAAACAGCCGAUAUAUUUGAACACCAUGUAGAAGAAUUUAAACAUAUUGUCCAAGCUAGAAGAGAAUUGAAACUUGUUAAGAUGAUGUGGGAUUAUAUAAAUAUUAUUAGAACGAGCCUAGAUGAAUGGGAAGCAACAAUUUGGAAAAAAAUUGACGUAGAGGGAACAGAUAUAGAGUGUAAAAAAUUUAUUCGUGAACUAAGACAAAUUGAUAAAGAUGCAAGAAAUUGGAAUUUAUAUAUAGAAAUAGAAGGACAAUUGAAAAAUAUGAUGUCAUCAUUAAGGGCUGUAUCAGAAUUAAAAAAUACAGCUAUUAGAGACAGACAUUGGUUACAAUUAAUGGCUGAGACUGGAGUAAAAUUUACUAUGGAUGACAAAACAACAUUAAAAGACUUGUUAAAAUUAGAACUUCAUAAAUAUGAAGAAGAAGUUAAAGAAACUGUAGAUAGGGCAGUAAAAGAAAUGGCAAUGGAAAAAGUAUUGAAAGAAUUACAGACUACAUGGGCCACACUGGAUUUUGGAAAGGAAUUACAUGAAAGAACAAAACUUUAUAUAUUAAAAAUUGAUGAAGAAAUAAUAGAGACACUAGAAGAAAAUCAGGUUCAGUUACAAAAUAUGUUGGGUUCUAAAUACGUAACAUACUUCUUUGAUGAAGUUCUAGAGUGGCAACAUAAACUAAGCAAUGCAGAUGCUGUGAUAACUGCAUGGUUUGAUGUUCAACGUGCAUGGAUGCAUUUGGAAAGUAUUUUUAUAGGUUCAGAAGAUAUUAGAAGUCAGCUACCUGAAGAAUCUAAACUUUUUGAGAAAAUAGACAAAGAUUUUAAAGAACUUUUAAGAGAUAUGUUAAGUACAUUGAAUAUUAUAAGAGCAACUAAUAAGCCUAAAAUUCUUGAACGUUUAGAAGAAUUGGAAAAAGAAUUAAAUAUUUGUGAAAAUGCAUUAUUCAACUAUCUUGAAACAAAAAGACUUGCUUACCCUAGAUUUUAUUUUGUGUCUUCUGCAGAUCUUUUGGACAUACUUAGUAAUAGUAGUAAUCCAGAAUUAGUGUGUAAACAUUUAGCAAAAUUAUAUGAUUCUAUUGCUAAACUUAAAUGGAAAAUGGAUCAUGAAAAAAUUACAAAAAUAGCCAUUGUCAUGGUAGCAAAAGAUGGUGAAGAAAUGACUAUAUAUGGAAAUUGUGAUUGUAGUGGGAAGGUUGAAAUUUGGUUAAAUCAUGUUACGGAUGCAAUGAGAAAAUCUGUAAAACAUCAUAUUCAUCAGGCUGUUAUUUCUUAUGAUGAAAAGCCACGUGAACAGUGGAUUAUGGAUUAUGAAGCACAACCAUCAUUAUGUGGUACACAAAUAUGGUGGACUACUGAAGUAAAUAUGGCAUUUAAUCGAUUAGAAGAAGGAUUUGAAAAUGCUCUAAGAGAUUAUCUGAAGAAACAAAUCACUCAACUUAAUGUUUUAAUUACAAUUUUAUGUGGUGAACUUAAUGAGAACGAUCGACAGAAAAUAAUGACUAUCUGUACAAUAGAUGUGCAUGCACGAGAUGUGGUUGCCAAAUUAAUAUCCAUGAAAGCAGAUAAUGUAUCCAAUUUUCAAUGGCAGUCACAACUAAGACACAGAUGGGAUGAUGUAAAAGACGAUUGUUAUGCAAAUAUUUGUGAUGCUUGUUUUUUAUAUGCAUAUGAAUAUUUGGGCAAUGUACCACGAUUAGUGAUUACACCAUUAACAGAUAGAUGUUACAUAACUUUAACACAAUCUUUACAUUUGAUAAUGGGAGGAGCACCUGCUGGCCCGGCCGGUACUGGGAAAACGGAAACAACUAAAGAUUUAGGACGAGCAUUGGGUCAAAUGGUAUAUGUUUUUAACUGUUCAGAGCAAAUGGAUUAUAAGUCAUGUGGAAACGUGUAUAAAGGACUCUCACAAACUGGUGCAUGGGGUUGUUUUGAUGAAUUUAAUAGGAUUUCUGUAGAAGUUUUAUCUGUGGUAGCAGUACAGGUGAAAUGUGUACUAGAUGCUAUCAAAAGCCGAAAAAUAAAAUUCCUUUUCUUUGGACAAGAAUUAGUUCUUGUAGAUUCUGUUGGAAUGUUUAUAACAAUGAAUCCUGGUUAUGCUGGCAGAACAGAAUUACCUGAAAAUCUAAAAGCACUAUUUCGUCCCUGUGCUAUGGUUGUGCCUGACUUCGAACUUAUAUGUGAAAUUAUGCUGGUAGCAGAAGGAUUUCUAGAUGCCCGUUUAUUAGCAAGAAAAUUCAUAACAUUAUAUAUGUUAUGUCGAGAACUUCUAUCUAAACAAGAUCAUUAUGAUUGGGGUUUAAGAGCUAUUAAAUCUGUUUUGGUUGUAGCAGGUAAAUUAAAACGUGAUGAUCGUUUAAGACCUGAAGACCAAGUAUUAAUGAGAGCAUUAAGAGAUUUUAAUAUACCAAAAAUAGUAACAGAUGAUAUACCUGUUUUUAUGGGAUUAAUAAGUGAUUUAUUCCCAGCAUUAGACGUACCACGAUUAAGAGAUAUGAAUUUUGAAAAAGUAAUAAGAAUAGCUGCAAUAGAUUUAAAAAUGCAACCAGAGGAUGGAUUUAUAUUAAAAGUAGUACAGUUAGAAGAACUCUUCAACGUUCGGCAUUCAGUUUUUAUUGUAGGAUUAGCUGGCACAGGUAAAACGCAAGUGUGGAAAACCUUGAACAGAACCUAUUAUAAUCAGAAGCUGAAACCAUAUUAUAAUGAUUUGAACCCAAAAGCUGUAACUACUGCUGAAUUGUUUGGUAUUAUCAAUCCUGCAACUAGAGAAUGGAAAGACGGAUUAAUAUCUAUAUUAAUGAGAGAACAAGCAAAUAUGCCAAUUGAUGGUCCUAAAUGGAUUGUAUUUGAUGGUGAUAUUGAUCCUAUGUGGAUUGAAUCAUUAAAUACUGUAAUGGAUGAUAAUAAAGUUCUAACAUUAGCAAGUAAUGAAAGAAUUGCAUUAACAAAACAUAUGCGUUUGUUAUUUGAAGUUUCACACUUAAGAACUGCAACACCAGCUACUGUAUCUAGAGCAGGUAUCUUAUAUAUAAAUCCACAAGAUUUGGGUUGGAAUCCAUACGUGAUGAGUUGGACAGAUACAAGAGAUAGUUCAGAACGAGCAAAUUUAAUAAUACUAUUUGAUAAAUAUAUUCCAGUUUCAUUAGAUACAAUAAAGUUUAAGUUUAAGAAGGUCACUCCUUUACCAGACAUAUGUCAUUUGGAAAUGCUUUGUAAUUUGCUCGAUUGUUUCUUGAUAAAAGAAAAUGUACCUCCUGAAUGUCCUAAGGAAUGGUAUGAGCUGUAUUUUGCAUUUGCUUGUGUUUGGGCUUUUGGAUCAUCAAUGUUUGUAGAUCAAUUAAAAGAUUGGCGAGUUGAGUUCAGUAAAUGGUGGCAAAGUGAAUUUAAGACGAUCAGAUUUCCUUCAACUGGUACUGUUUUUAACUAUUUCAUAGAAACAGAGACAAAAAAGUGGCUACCAUGGGAAUCUAGAAUAUUACCAUUUGAAUUGGACGUAGAUAUUCCUAUUCAAGCAUCUCUUGUAUCUACAUCGGAAACUGUAUGUUUACGUUAUUUUAUGGAUAUAUUAAUGAAGAAACGAAUACCUGUUAUGCUAGUUGGAAGUGCUGGAUCUGGAAAAAGUAUUAUUGUUGCUGAAAAGUUAGCAACAUUACCAGACAAUUAUAAUACGGCAAAUGUUCCUCUUAAUUAUUAUACAACAUCUGAAAUGUUACAAAAAAUACUAGAGAAACCCUUGGAAAAGAAGUCAGGACGAAGUUAUGGUCCUUCUGGUACAAAACUUUUAGUUUAUUUUAUAGAUGAUAUGAAUAUGCCAGAAAUAGAUACUUAUGGAACUGUGCAACCACAUACACUCAUUAGACAAUACAUGGAUUAUGGACAUUGGUAUGACAGAGAGAAAUUAAUAUUGAAGGAUAUACUUAAUACCCAAUAUGUUUCUUGUAUGAAUCCAACAGUAGGAAGUUUCACGAUAAAUCCACGUUUGCAAAGACAUUUUGCUGUAUUUGCUGUCAGUUUUCCACAUCAUGAUGCAUUAGUAACUAUAUAUAAACAAAUGCUUGAACAACAUCUAACUAAUCCACAUCAUAAGAUUAAUAUAACAGUUCAAAAAAUGACAGAACCAAUAAUUAAUGCAGCAUUGAGUCUUCACAAUAAAAUAGCAACAACGUUUUUACCAACUGCUAUUAAAUUUCAUUAUAUAUUUAAUUUAAGGGAUCUAUCCAAUAUCUUUCAGGGCAUACUUUAUUCUACUCGUGAUACUAUUCCAAUGCCGAAUCAUCUUGUGAGAUUAUUUGUUCAUGAAUCAACACGAGUAUAUUCAGAUAAAUUAAUAAAUUUUGAAGAUAAAAAGUUAUAUGAACAAUUAUUGAUAGAAAUACUUCGUAAAAAUAUACCCGAACUUGAUGAGACUUUAGUACUUCAAAAGCCUAUAAUAUAUUGUCAUUUUGCUGAAGGAAUUGGAGAAUCUAAAUAUAUGCCAAUCAGAGAUUGGAAUCAUUUAAUUAAAUUACUUGAUGAUGCGUUAUCGAGUUAUAAUGAAUUGAUAUCAGCAAUGAACUUGGUGUUAUUUGAUGAUGCAAUGUAUCAUGUAUGUCGCAUCAAUAGAAUAUUAGAGUCACCAAGGGGAAAUGGGCUCUUGGUUGGUGUAGGAGGUAGUGGAAAACAAUCUUUGUCACGCUUAGCUGCAUUUAUAUCGGCGUUAGAGGUAUUCCAAAUACAACUGAAAAAAGAUUAUUCGAUAACUGAUUUAAAAUCUGAUUUGGCCAGCCUUUAUUUAAAAGCUGGUGUUAAAAGUAUGGGUAUUACUUUUUUGAUGACCGAUUCGCAAGUUGCGCAAGAAAAAUUUCUUGUAGUUAUAAAUGAUAUGUUAGCAUCUGGAGAAAUUUCAGAAUUGUUUCCAGAUGAAGAAGUUGAUAAUAUUGUUAAUGCUGUACGAAAUGAGGUAAAACAAGCAGGUCAAAUUGAUUCUAAAGAGAAUUGUUGGAAAUUUUUCAUAGAACGUGUUCGUAGAUAUUUGAAGUCCUUGCUUUGUUUUUCACCAGUUGGUACAACUUUAAGAAAUAGAGUUAGACAAUUUCCAGCUAUUGUUAAUUGUACAUCAAUUAAUUGGUUUCAAGAUUGGCCUCAAGAAGCAUUAGAAUCUGUUUCUAUUAGAUUUUUGCAGGAACUUGAAGAAUUACCCAAACAAUAUAAAAAAUCUGCUUCUUUAUUUAUGACCUUUGUUCAUAUGAUUGUAAAUGAAACAUCGAAAUUAUAUCUUCAAAAUGAAAAAAGAUAUAAUUAUACAACACCUAAAUCAUUUUUGGAACAAAUAUCUUUAUAUGCUAAAUUGUUGAGAGAGAAAACAUUUGAAAUAGCGAAUAUGAUUACACGACUUCGAAAUGGUUUGGAAAAAUUAGAUAGCUGUGCAGAACAAGUAGAUAAGCUAAAAGUAGUAUUGGCAGUACAAGAAAUAGAUCUGAAAAAGAAAAAUGAAAUAGCUGACCAAAUUUUACGUGAAGUGCAAGCAGAGAACACUAAAGCUGAGGUUGAAAAAGCUUUUGUAUCUGAGGAAGAAGCGAAAGUUGCUGAAAUAAAGGAAACAGUAGCAGAAAGACAAAAACGUUGUGAUGAAGAUUUAGCCAAGGCAGAACCAGCUGUAAAACAAGCAGCAGCAGCAUUAGAUACUUUAAACAAGAGCAAUUUGACAGAGUUGAAGUCUUUUGGUGCACCUCCCGAAGCAGUUAUAAGAGUUGCACAAGCAGUAUUGGUUUUAUUUUCCCCAAGAGGUCAAAUACCAAGAGAUAGAAGUUGGAAAGCAUGUAAAGCAAUGAUGGGCUCUGUAGAUGCAUUUCUUGCAGCAUUGCAUAAUUAUGAUAAAGAAAACAUUCAUCCUGAAGUUGUUAAAGCUAUUCAACCUUAUAUCAAUGAUAGAGAAUUUGAUCCAGACUUUAUUGCUGCGAAAUCUAAAGCAGCUGCAGGUCUAUGUAGUUGGGUAAAAAAUAUAAUGGUUUUUCAUUAUAUCAAUGAAACUGUAAAACCUCUCAGGGCUGCUCUUGCUCAAGCUAAUGCGGAACUCAAAGUUGCAAUGGAUAGAUUAAAUUCUUUAAGAGCUCGUUUGAAUGAACUUCAAAAAGUAUUGGAUAUUCUUGGUGAAAAAAUGGAAACAGCAUUAGCAGAAAAACAAAAAUGUCAGGAUGAAGCAGAUGCAACAACUUUAACUAUAGAUCUUGCAAAUAGAUUGGUAAAUGGUUUAGCUUCAGAAAAGAUACGUUGGACUGAAACUUUGGAAGUAUUGAGAACAUCAGGAAUUACUAUACCUGGCGAUGUAUUACUUGUGACAGCAUUUAUUUCAUAUAUGGGUGGUUUUACAAGAAAAUACAGAUUAGAUUUACUUAAUUUACAUUGGUUGCCUUUCUUUGAUAAGUUAGAAAUCCGUAUUCCACGAACACCUGAUUUAGAUUUAUUAACAUUAGUAACAGAUGAUACUCAAAUCGCUCAAUGGAAUAAUGAAGGAUUACCAGCUGAUUCAAUGUCAUCAGAAAAUGCCACAAUACUUACAAAUUCAACUAGAUGGCCACUAAUGAUUGAUCCACAAUUACAAGGAAUCAAAUGGAUUAAAAAUAAAUACGGCGACGAAUUAAAAGUAUUGCGAUUAACUCAACGGCAUUAUUUAGAUAUAAUUGAAUAUGCUAUUAGUAAUGGACAAGUUGUUUUAUUAGAAAAUAUUAUGGAAGCAGUUGAUGCAGUAUUGGAUCCUAUCCUAGGUCGAGUUUUCAUAAGGAAAGGACGGGCAAUAAAAAUUGGAGAUAAAGAAGUGGAUUAUGAUCCAAAUUUUAGACUUAUCUUGCAAACUAAAUUGGCAAACCCACAUUAUAAACCAGAAAUGCAAGCACAAACAACAAUCAUAAAUUUUACAGUUACAAGAGAUGGCUUAGAAGAACAACUAUUAGGUGAAGUAGUAAAGUUGGAACGACCUGACUUAGAGAGUACAAAAAGUGAACUUACCACUCAACAAAAUACGUUUAAAAUAACAUUGAAAGUAUUAGAAGAUGAUUUGUUACAUAGAUUAUCUUCCGCUGGUCCUGAUAUUUUAAGUGAUAUCACGCUUGUAGUGAAUCUUGAAACAACGAAAAGGACAGCAGCUGAUAUUGAGAUUAAAGCAGCUGAAGCUAAAGAAACUGCCAUCAAGAUAGAUAUGGCACGAGAAUUAUAUCGCCCUGUUGCUGCUAGAGCAAGUCUUUUAUACUUUAUUUUAAAUGAGCUUUAUAAAAUUAAUAUGUUAUAUCAGUUUUCAUUAAAGGCAUUCAGUGUAGUGUUUGGAAAUGCGAUUAAGUUUGCAGAAUUAUCUGACGUUAUUGAAACACGUGUUUCAUAUUUAAUAGAUAGUAUCACAUACUUAGUGUUUGUGUAUACUAGUAGAGGAUUAUUUGAAAGUGACAAGAUUAUAUUCCUUUUUCAAAUGACGAUACAAAUUUUAUUGCAUAUGAAGGAAGUAUCAUCGGUAGAAGUAGAUUUUCUUCUACGAUUUCCUUAUAUUCCCGAUCUUAGUAGUCGCGUAGAUUUUUUGGAUAACGUAGGUUGGGGUGGUAUAGUAUAUUUAAGUGGAAUGGAUGAAUUUCUAAAUUUAGAUCGAGAUAUUGAAGGCGGAUCAAAAAGAUGGAAGAAAAUUGUUGAAUCAGAAAUACCAGAAAAAGAAAGAUUUCCACAGGAAUGGAGACAUAUAACAGCUUUACAAAGAUUAUGCAUGAUCAGAUGUAUGAGAUUGGAUCGUAUGACUUACGCUAUACGUUGCUUUGUAGAAGAAAAAUUGGGCCCACAGUUUGUUCAAUCCAGGGCUUUACCUUUCGAAAAAUCAUAUGAGGAAACGAGUUCAAUAACGCCAGUAUUUUUUAUUCUUUCUCCAGGUGUAGAUCCAUUAAAAGAUGUAGAGAAACUAGGCCAAAAAUUAGGAUUUACAUCAGAUGGUCAAAAUUUCCAUAAUGUAUCAUUAGGUCAAGGGCAAGAACCUAUUGCUGAAGAAGCAAUGACUAUUGCAGCAACUGAAGGACACUGGGUCAUAUUACAGAAUAUCCAUCUUGUACGAAAUUGGUUACCACAAUUAGAAAGAACAAUGGAACAAAUGGCAGAAGAUCCUCAUGAUAAUUAUCGUCUAUAUAUAAGUGCCGAAGCUGGUCCUUCGCCUUCUGAAUCAAUUAUACCCCAAGGUAUACUAGAAUCAGCUAUAAAAAUAACAAAUGAGCCUCCAACAGGAAUGCAUGCUAAUAUACAUAAAGCACUGGAUAAUUUUUCACAAGAAACAUUGGACUCUUCUACUAAAGAAACGGAAUUUAAAGCUAUUUUAUUUGCUUUAUGUUACUAUCAUGCUGUUGUGAAUGAACGUAAAAAAUUCGGAGCACAAGGAUGGAAUAGAUCUUACCCAUUCAGUGUUGGUGAUUUGACCAUUAGUGUCUCGGUAUUAUUGAAUUAUUUGGAAAAUAAUAUAAAGGUACCAUGGGAAGAUCUUAGGUAUUUAUUUGGAGAAAUAAUGUAUGGUGGACAUAUCACUGAUGACUGGGACAGAAGAUUAUGUCAGACAUAUCUUUUGGAAUAUUUACAACCUGAACUUGUUGAAGGAGAGUUGUAUUUAACACCAGGAUUUUUGGUACCACCUAAUAGUGAUUAUAUGGCAUAUCAUCAAUAUAUAGAUGAUUAUUUACCUGCAGAAAGUCCUAUUUUAUACGGGCUUCAUCCAAAUGCUGAAAUAGGAUUUUUAACAAGUACUGCAGAAAAUCUUUUUAGAACUCUUCUAGAAAUGCAACCAAGAGAAGCUGUUGAUACCACAGAAGGUCUUUCAUUGGAAGAUAAAGUUAAAUAUACUAUAGAAGAUUUAACAGAUAGACUUCCUGAAGAAUUUAAUAUACUGGAGUUGAUGAGCAAGGUUGAAGAUCGUACUCCAUUUAUUAUUGUUUCUUUUCAAGAAUGUGAAAGAAUGAAUAUAUUAUGUAAUGAAUUAAAGAGAUCCCUUGGAGAACUAACACUUGGGUUAAAGGGUGAACUUACGAUAAGUCCAGACAUGGAAAACUUACAAAAUAAUAUAUUUAUGAAUAUUGUUCCACCAACAUGGACUAGAUUAGCUUAUCCUUCAAAUCUUAAUUUAAGUGGUUGGUUCACGGAUAUGUUAAAUAGAGUUGGAGAACUUGCUAGUUGGACGGCGGAUUUUAAUCUUCCUUCAUCAGUAUGGCUAGGAGGAUUUUUUAAUCCUCAGUCCUUCCUUACAGCGAUUAUGCAACAAACUGCACGUAAAAAUGAAUGGCCUUUGGAUAAAAUGUGUCUACAUUGUGAAGUAACUACAAAACAAAGGGAUGAAGUUACCGCACCGCCACGAGAAGGUUCCUACAUCAAUAGCUUAUAUAUGGAAGGAGCUCGUUGGGAUAUUGAAACAGGUGUAAUCACAGAUGCACGUUUAAAAGAAUUGUUUCCUUUAAUGCCAGUAGUAUAUAUUAGAGCAAUAACGCAAGAUAAACAAGAUCUUAAAAAUAUGUAUGAAUGUCCAGUUUACAAAACAAGAACUCGUGGUCCAACUUACGUUUGGACGUUCAAUUUAAGAACCCGGGAUAAAGCUAAUAAGUGGGUUCUUGCUGGAGUCGCAAUUGUACUUCAAAUUUGAACGUAUUUCCUCAUUACUUAAAGAGUUUCAAGUGUAAAUAGAAAGGCUUUAAUAUAAAAAAUUCACUUUAUAUAACA
Molecule: messenger RNA, 13998 nt
Organism: Vespula vulgaris
Lineage: Eukaryota; Metazoa; Arthropoda; Insecta; Hymenoptera; Vespidae
Product: dynein beta chain, ciliary-like
Exons: 65
Coding region: 266-13921 (4551 amino acids)
Biological process (GO): microtubule-based movement
Cellular component (GO): dynein complex
Molecular function (GO): dynein light intermediate chain binding; dynein intermediate chain binding; minus-end-directed microtubule motor activity
Source: RefSeq, a predicted model, not a curated record